Messenger RNA from Panthera uncia (snow leopard), 1915 nucleotides. Its product is annotated as granulocyte-macrophage colony-stimulating factor receptor subunit alpha-like. The coding region runs from base 485 to 1720 and encodes 411 amino acids. Gene Ontology annotation, cellular component: membrane; external side of plasma membrane. The transcript has 12 exons. Gene Ontology annotation, molecular function: protein binding; cytokine receptor activity. Lineage: Eukaryota; Metazoa; Chordata; Mammalia; Carnivora; Felidae. Gene Ontology annotation, biological process: cytokine-mediated signaling pathway. The record is from RefSeq and is a predicted model, not a curated record.
CCCCCUGAAUGAGAGGAGCAGACAUGGGGGGGGGUGGGGCACAGAAGGUUCCAGAACAGGAAGCCCAGCACGGAGACCCUGGUUCCCCUGCGCUCCCCAGACGGACCCCGUUGGGCAAGUGUCCAGAGACCCGGGGCUGUGGAAACAGGAACCCUGCGUGGCUGAUAAACGGCACAGGGCCGGCUUCACACUGGACACGUCGGGGACGCUUCCUGUCCCGAGAUAACAAGGCUGCUGCUGCUUGACGGGCAGGACACGGCUGACGUGCGUCCAGAUGAAUCAUGCGAGGGUCUCCGGGCAGCACAGGCUCCUGACCAGGCCGUGUCUCCUUGUCCGUGCCCAGAGUCUCCCCUCGGGGACCCUGCUCGUCUGCUGUCAUCGUCACUGCCUGUCCCCCGGGCAGGACGGCGUCCCCCGAAAGUGCUGAGACGGCCCAAGACAGGAGCCGAGAGCUGAGGGGACAGUGCAGCUUUGGGGCUGGGAUAUGGCGGCCGUGCUGGAUCUUCUGACCUUCCUGGUGGUCCUGAAGUCGGCAUGCUGUGCACAACCACGGCUGGCGCAAGACAAAAUAUCCCCUAUUAUAAACAUGCAGCUGGAUUCAAGGAAAAAAACGUUAACCUGGACGUACACAAGAAACGUGAGUGACCAGGAAUGCACAAUAGAUACGCCGACUGCCUACUCCGCCACGGUGGGCCCACAGGUGACGGAGGACCACACCUACGUCUGCACCUUCCCCAACUCCGUGCUGCACAGGGGGGCCAACCUGACCGUGAAGGUCACUUGCGACGGGGACGUGUUCCUCCAAGUCCUGACUUUUGCUAACCCAGGCAGGGAAGGUUCCGGAGCCGUGAACUUCUCCUGCCUCAUUUACAACGUGCGCUUCAUGAACUGUAGCUGGGCGCCCGGCCCGGCCGCCCCGGCCGACGUCCAGUAUCGACUGUUCUCCUGGGCGUCCAGGCAUGAGGCUGAGGCGGAAUGCGUCCAUUACAUCCUCGGCCCCACGGGGACCCGCGUGGGCUGCCAUUUCAACCAACUGGGCGAACCCCAGAGGACGGACAAUUACUUCUUCUUGGUGAACGGAACCAGCAGGGAAACGGCGAUCCCGUUUUUGGAUUUCACUCCAUUUAAGGCGGUUCAAAUCGAGAAGUACGAUCCACCCAGGAACAUCACCAUCACCUACAACCGGUCGCACCACAUCAUCCGGUGGGAACAUCCCAAGAUCCGAUUCGACCUUUCGAGUCACAUGCUGUAUUACGAGCUGGACAUCCAAACGCCGGCGAGCUCCCCAGAAACAAACCGUGUUUUCCAGAGGGGACAGGACCCGAACGUGUACCUGAUGCCCAGUUCCGCCACCAGAGCCAAGAGCGCCUUCCGGGUGAGGGUGCGUUACAUGUACAACCACCUGUGGAGCGAAUGGGGCCCCACGCGGCGGUUUGGCCUCCCGGAGCAGGAUUUCAGCGGCGCCCUGGUGGGGCCCGUGGUGGGGACGGCGGCUUUGUCCGCGCUCAUCCUCAUGUUCCUCUGCAAACGGUUCUCCGUGAGGCGCAAGAUGUUCCCUCCCAUCCCGCAGGUGAAGAAGGAAAUCGCCAAGGCCCUCAUGCCCACACCGGGGGUGAGUGACCCCUCCGUCUACACCCAGGAGGUCGCCUGGGACGAGGGCCACCCCCCGCCGGGCCCCCAGGACCCCGAGGACGUGGUCACGCUGGAGGCAACGUGCUGACGGGCACGGGGACGAGGGGAGGUGGUGCGUUCCUCUUGCGACCACUUCUGGCACCGUGUGGUGUUCGCAAACUAGCAGAUAAAUAAACUAACGAGAGAACAUAACAUAAGAGAAGGAAAAUAACAAGAGAAAACGUAAUAGGGUGAAAUAAAAUCAUACAGGGCAAAAAAAGAAAUGAAAUGACAAGACAAAAUG